Molecule: messenger RNA, 1458 nt
Organism: Galendromus occidentalis (western predatory mite)
Lineage: Eukaryota; Metazoa; Arthropoda; Arachnida; Mesostigmata; Phytoseiidae
Product: hemicentin-2-like
Exons: 6
Coding region: 1-1458 (485 amino acids)
Source: RefSeq, a predicted model, not a curated record
AUGAACACGAGGAAAAAGGUUCCUCCCUCACUCGUACCGGCGCAGCAACGCGCGCCGGGCAGCGCUACUGAAAUAAAUCAGUAUCACUCCGAAGAGAACUAUAAGCGACACGUAGGUCUACGUCAACUCGGUGUCCCACCCCAAAUUGUGCCCGUGAAGCUUUCCGACGACUUGGAAAUCGGUCAGAGACUGGGUAUUGUGUGCUCAGUCCGAAAAGGAACGCAGCCAAUAACUUUUCAGUGGAGGAAAGACGGUGGUUUACUCCAUGAAGAUCAGCUUGUGAGAAUUUCACACAACGAUGAUUACCAAGAGACCCUCCAGAUCCUCUACCUAAACUCAUCGCAUGUCGGAAAUUACACUUGUUCGACAAAAAACCCCUAUGGGUCCGAUCAAAUGGGCGUGCGAGUUAUCUUGAACCAUGCUCCCAUCUGGAUCUCAAAUGAAACUUCAGUCUCUGGCGUGGCGGGUGAAAACGUCUCGCUGAACUGUGAAGCUUCAGGACAUCCAACUCCAAUUAUUACCAUGCUGAAAGAGGGAAAGGCGCAGCAAGCGUCUCCGACGGGCAAUGGAAGGCUCCGAAUCGAUCCAGUCAAGCCCGGAGAUGCUGGAACCUACACGUGUAACGCUACUAACGCGUUGGGUUCGAUCACGAAAACGAUCACUCUACAGCUCUCCGGUGAGGCCAAAAUGCUUGAGGGCGCUACGGGUACCGACCCACAGAGAGAUACCCAAGCUUAUGGCGGUAGCAAAAUGGCUCCUCAGGAAGAAAUCAUGUUGCUUUCUGCGUUGUGUCUCUCGAUUCUUUUCACCAGUGGAACUGUCGGUUCAGCUCCCUCCCCACCACAAAUCGCUCAGAUGAAAGUUCCUGAUCCGCUGGAGGAAGGACAGAGACUAGUGAUCGUGUGCGCCGCCGUGAAAGGGAGUCUCCCGAUUUCCUUCUCAUGGCGGAAAGAUAAUGCACCCCUGAAUUCGUCGAGUGUUCGAAUCGUCCAUUCUGAUGACUACCAGGACCAGUUGCAAAUCGACAAACUCGGUAUCGAUCAUGCUGCCAACUAUACCUGCUCGGCUCGGAACGCAUUCGGAUCCGAUCAGAUGAGUGUCUCUGUGAAUCUCAACUUCGCUCCUGUGUGGGUUCAUGAUGUUCCGGAGAUCAGGAGCGUACCCGGGGAAAGCAUCUCGAUAGACUGUCGAGUAUCGGCCUCCCCGACAGCGACGAUACGCAUUUCGAAAGGAAAACUCCCGCUGCGGAACUCGCACGGAGUGCGAGUCGCGGAUGGAGUCCUCGAAAUUUCGACUGUAAAAUUGACGGACGCGGGAGUCUAUACUUGUGAGGCAUCGAAUGAUUUAGGUUCGAUCGAAAAAAACAUCCUCUUGUCUUUGAACGGUGAGAUCGCCGACUUUCUGGGGGUCAUUCCAAAAUGGCCUACUCACUCGAGUCGAAUCGUGACAGCUACAUAG